GCGGCUGGGGCGAGAGCGGCACGUGGGGUUGGGGGGGGGCCGGUUUGUUUUUUGCGCUUCCCCGCGGGCUCGGCCGCGAGGGCAGGGUCACGUGCCGGGGGCGGGGGGUGUGUGUGUGUGUCCCGCGAGCAGCGGCGACGCGUCACGUGAGGCAGGCAAGAUGGCGGCUCCCGCGGACGGCGCCGACCUGGAGGCCUCGCUGCUGAGCUUCGAGAAGCUGGACCGCGCCUCCCCGGACCUGUGGCCCGAGCAGCUGCCCGGGGUUGCUGAGUUCGCCGCUUCCUUCAAAAGCCCUAUUACAAGUUCUCCUCCCAAGUGGAUGGCUGAGUUAGAAAAUGAUGAUAUCGAUAUGUUAAAGGAGUUAGGGAGCCUCACUACAGCUAACCUGAUGGAGAAGGUUCGUGGCCUGCAGAACCUGGCUUAUCAGCUGGGACUGGAUGAAUCUAGAGAAAUGACUCGAGGGAAGUUCCUGAACAUCCUAGAGAAACCCAAAAAGUAGCUGCCGCAUCUGGAGGAUGGACAAAAAUACCCCAACUCGAUCAUUUUAUGUACUGCGAAUCCAGAUGAACUCCAGAACUUCUAAGAAGUACAAAGCUCUUGCUCUAGGCCUUCAGAAGCAAACAGCUCUUUUUGCUUCCACGUUACAGGGGAGACAUGUUGCCUGCACAGGUCACAAGGACUGCAAAUGGUUGCAUUGGAAUUAACUUCAUCUGACCAUAAGGUGUCCAACAGGAGGACUCGGCCCUGACGUGCUGUGGCAAAGUUACCUGUUCUAAUCAGCUCUUCAGGGUGAACAGCCAUUACUGUCGUUAUUCAGUUGCUCUCAGGGGCAGCACCUGUUUGAAGCACACUGGCUGGUGCGUGUCAUGAGGCAUUGACCCUUUUGUGUGUCUUUUGUCUUAGAUGCAUUGAUUUCUGAUGGGCAACUUCUAUGCCAAAAGAUUUGAGCAGAGUUUGGGGUGUGGAUUGACUGAUAGUGCUGGUUCUGCAGGAGAAUAUACUUUUAGUAUGGAAGUUGAGUGCAGUCUGUGCGUUAGAUCCCAGUUACUCACUGCCUUCAGAGAAGCACAUCUGGUAGUCUUCGGGAACAACCUCCAGACCUUCGGUGUACCAGGAGCUUCAUCUUGCCGCUAAUCUUGUUCUCUAGUGAAAUCAAGACUUGCAGGCCAUAGGGGGUAAGGGGCGUUACUGUAUCAUGACGGAAAAUGUCCCUACAAAAACUUCAGCCAGUUCACAAAGAAACAGCUUUGUUGGUCCACUGCAAUUCUCUGCUUCUUACAGAGUUAGAAACUUGAAGAAAGUUACACAGUUGAAAGGCGGUAACAUUUUCAGUCAGCUCUCCAAGAAGGAGCAACAGGAUUGUUAGCCAUCUUGCAAGGAUGGUCUGCUUAUACAGAACCCUCACACUUCUGAAAAUAACAUUUUGUGGUAUUUUUAAUUAUUUAUUAAACAGCAACCUGAAAAUUUUCUUCCCCUACAAACUUAAAAUUUUUAAGACAGACUUUUCUGUGACCUGGUCUCUUUCAGCACACAGUUUUGAGCUUUAUGCAUCUUAUAAUUUAAUGUCUGUUCCUUCUGUUAAUGCACUUCUGCAUGUUUACCCUGAGAAGAUGUAAGGAGCGUGUUCAGACUUUUUAUUUUAUUUAAGAAUUUUUUUUCAUUUCAUCCUUUUUCCUAGAAAACAACAUUUUAAGCAUUAGUUAAUAUGUCCUUUCUAGGGUACAACAUAAUAUUGAAACAUUAGAUGAAGGGCAGGGUUUUUUCUCUAUUUAGAAAUGUUAUUUUUAGCAUGCAGGCUUUUCAAAACUUGUCAUUUCCCAGGCUGCAGUCACAUGUGAGAGGAGAAAUGACUUGGAAAUAGGCUGUCCAUAGAGCAUUACAUUUUUCUGUCUUUGCAGAGGGAGGAGGCUCUUUUCAGGUGCACGUGCAAUAAAGAGGAGGAGAUUUUAUUUUAAUCACAUAGACUCCUCUGAAUUUUUACUAAAAUGCUGGUGGCCUUUUGGUUUGCAGUCUGGAGUCUUGGUUAUUACUGGUCAGAAAUGGGCUCCUUUUGGACGCCUCCUGUUAACUAACUUUAAGCAGUUAAAACCCACAUCCCGGCAAGACCCUGCAGAAAUACUGAAUAGUUAAGAAUGUCGGGAGUCUUGAUUUUAAAUUUAAUGGAUUUAUUUCUGUACUUCACAGUUUAUGCAGGGCUGAGCUUAUCAGGAACUCCAUCCCUUGAGAACAGAAGAGUUAAGACAGAUGAAUGUGAAGAGAAGCUAAAAGUGAUAAUUCAGAAACAGAGAAAAAACCUGCUGGUGCAGACUGAUUUUGAUGUAACUUUAAAUAUUAAAUUAUACAUUUUGAAUGCAAUUUUAAGUUUUUAUACUAUAUACGUAAUAUAUAUACACACAUAUAUGACAUAAUGGGAUACUUCACCUGUAUGACCAAUAUGAGUUUGUGCAUUUUAUAGAGGUUUGUGAUCCAACACAUUAAGAAAUUGAAAGCUGAAAGGAGGAGGAAUAUAGGAGAAGAUAAGAAAGCCUGGCAUAGAAUUAUAUGCGUAUUUUCUGAUAUGUUCAGUAAGAAAUUUCAAACUAUAGGUAGUUUUUAGUAACACACGUGUUUAAAAAAACAAAACAAAACAACAAAA
This is a messenger RNA of Chroicocephalus ridibundus (black-headed gull), 2635 nucleotides long. RefSeq names its product lin-52 DREAM MuvB core complex component (gene LIN52). Bases 161 to 499 code for a protein of 112 amino acids. Lineage: Eukaryota; Metazoa; Chordata; Aves; Charadriiformes; Laridae. Gene Ontology annotation, biological process: regulation of DNA-templated transcription. The transcript is spliced from 6 exons. Gene Ontology annotation, cellular component: DRM complex. The record is from RefSeq and is a predicted model, not a curated record.